GGCAUCGCGCACGUCCGCCGGCCGGGAAAUUCCCCCUGAAAAGGGCGGUGUGCUGGGCGCGGCAGCGCAGCCAGCCUGGGCGGGCGGGAGGGAGGGAGUCGGGGCCCGGUCGUCCCUCCGAGGCAGCAUUCGUCUGUCUGUCCGUCCUUCCGAGGUGUGCGGGGCUCGGGCGGGGAGCGCCGCGGCGGCAGUGGGCCGGAGCGGCUGCACGGAGCUGUCAGCAUGGCCGGUGGCCCUGAGCCCUACAUUGAAAUAUUUGAGCAACCCAGGCAAAGGGGCAUGCGUUUCCGAUACAAAUGUGAGGGAAGAUCGGCAGGCAGCAUUCCAGGAGAACACAGUACCGAAAACAAUAAGACGUUCCCUUCCAUACAGAUUCUGAAUUAUUUUGGAAAAGUCAAAAUAAGAACUACGUUGGUAACGAAGAGUGAACCCUACAAGCCACACCCUCAUGAUCUGGUUGGAAAAGACUGCAGGGAUGGCUACUACGAAGCAGAGUUUGGUCCAGAACGGCGAGUCCUGUCUUUUCAGAAUUUGGGCAUUCAGUGUGUGAAGAAGAAAGACCUGAAGGAAUCAAUUUCUUUACGAAUCUCGAAGAAGAUUAACCCUUUCAACGUGCCUGAAGAGCAGCUGCACAACAUCGAUGAGUACGAUCUCAAUGUCGUCCGCCUCUGCUUCCAAGCUUUCCUCCCCGACGAGCACGGCAACUACACGUUAGCUCUUCCUCCUUUGAUUUCCAACCCCAUCUAUGACAACAGAGCUCCCAACACAGCAGAAUUAAGAAUCUGUCGUGUGAACAAGAACUGUGGAAGUGUAAAAGGAGGAGAUGAAAUAUUUCUGCUGUGUGACAAAGUUCAGAAAGAUGAUAUAGAAGUCAGAUUUGUCUUGGACAACUGGGAGGCCAAAGGUUCCUUCUCACAAGCUGACGUUCACCGUCAAGUUGCGAUUGUGUUCAGAACGCCGCCCUUCCUCAAAGACAUCACCGAGCCCGUCACGGUGAAGAUGCAGUUGCGAAGACCUUCAGACCAGGAAGUCAGUGAACCUAUGGAUUUCAGAUACCUGCCAGAUGAAAAGGAUCCAUAUGGCAACAAAGCAAAACGGCAAAGAUCGACGUUGGCUUGGCAAAAGCUCAUACAGGACUGUGGAUCAACUGCGACAGAGAGGCCCAAAGUAACUCCAUUCUCCACUGUCACUCCUGAAGGGAAGCUGAUUAAGAACGAACCCCUGUUUUCAUCCACGUUGAUGAUGCCGAGGCUAGAAACCCUGGGCAACGCUAGUCAGAGCUACGCUGUCUGCAACGAGAUUGCCCAUCCGCCUGCGCAGGUGGGGCCAGGGAAGCAAGACGCGCUCUCCUCGUGCUGGCAGCCGCUGUACGGCACCCCCUCUUCAGCCGGCAGCCUGCUCAACGCGCACCCGCAGAACAGCUUCGCGGCGGACGCGCCUCCGCCCGCCGCUCAGGGUGGCGGCGCGCUCUCAGCUUUCCACGACGGCCCUCUGAACUGGCCUGACGAGAAGGAUUCAGGCUUUUACCGGAAUUUUGGCAGCGCCAACGGGAUGGGAGCAGCGGCGUCGGCGUCGACUGCAGACAUGCAGAGCGUUCCUAGUAACAGCAUCGUGCACAUGGAGACCGAUGACAUGAACUGCACUAGCAUAAACUUUGAAAAGUACAAUCCGGUGUUAAACGCGAGCAACCACAGGCAGCAGCUCCAUCAGGUGCCUCCGCCUUGCCCGCCCGUAGCAGCCCCGGGCAGCACGCCUUUUAAUUCGCAGUCUAACUUAGCUGAUACAGCAGUUUACAGUUUUAUAGACCAAGAAGUUUUAAGCGAAUCGCGACUACCCGCCAACCCGAUCCCAAACCAUCAGAAUAGCGUUGCAGACAACCAGUUCUAUGACACCAACGGUGUCCACACUGAUGAGUUCUAUCCGUCUUUCCCAUUUGAUAACAUGAACAUAUUACAAAACUAUAACCAUUGAGCCGGCAGCGGGUACGUAGACCUUUGUGAAGAGGAGUAACUUACCCUUCUGGAGUCCCUGCUUUCUCUUUCAGAACAUUCCUGUGCAAGUUUCAGGACAGAGCUUAGUUAUGUGUUACGGCCCAAAGACUGGUGCCCCUAAAGGAGAGAGGUGGGAGUUGGGCUUGGGGUUCUCUACCUUAAAAGUCGUACCUUGUGUACAUAUUUUUACGCUGUUGGAAAAGGGAACUCUCAACACCUAAGUUUUCCUUACCUUCAGGGACUGUAAAAGCUGGCAUCUUCAGAAGGGUUAAAAUUUCAAAUACUUCACAGGGUUAAAAUUGUUUGGAAAAGAAUCAUUUUUGCUGUGGAAAUUACAUUUAAAUUUUGAUAGGAUGGAAAUUAGGAAAAAAACCCACCUGCACAUGGGCACUCUAGUUCAUACUCGCCUAAAGAUGUUAAAGUUCUGCUCCACUUACUUGAAAGGUUUAGAUUUCUUACCCUCUGUCUUACAAAAUAUUCUUCUCCUAAUACAAGAUCAAGCAUUGAGUUUUCACAUUUUCACCACACUCCAUUUGCUUUGAAAGCAAAUUUACUCUAAAAUUUUUUUAAUGACUAUGUCAUUGUUAGAUAUAUUUUAAAAGACCGGAAGGUUUGAGUUUGUGUGUUUUUGUUUUGUUUUUUUUUUUAAAUAGUCCAGCUCUGUUGUAAAUGAAUCACUGCACAAAAGAAGUAAACAGAAAGUAAGGACUUCUCUGCACUUCAUCCAAAGUGCACUAUUUUAAAAAACAAACCCCUGUUGCUUUAGGAAUGGAGCACACGGUUAUUUCUCUGAAAGUUUUUUUUUUUUUGUGUGUGUGUAGCUGCGAUACGCACGUUAUUUUGAAUGGCAGAAAGGUGUUGAGCCGAUGCACCUUAUUUUUUUCCUCAGGUAUCCCGGCAGUUUCCUGCUAUGCAAGUGACUGCUUAAAAGAAGGCUCCGAUCCUGCCUCCCCUCCCGAGAAAGCUUUGGGGCAAACCCAGAGGCCGCCUUGAUGCAGCCUCGUCUAGAUGCUUGUAAUUAACGACUUACGGCCAUGCCAGUCUACUAAUUAGAAACACUCCUCUAUACUCUGUAUCAGAAACCUGAACUUCCUCCCUUUCACUUACUUCCCGGUCUUUGUUCUUAGCCCGAGCUGCGAGAUGUUUUGUGACAACUCACGUGGAUGUAACUGGCUAGGUAAGACACUCUACUCUGCAUUAUAGGGCUUUGCUAUUUUAUUAUUAUUAUUAUUAUUAUUAUUAUUUUUUAAGAAGCAACACAGCAAGAAAUAGAUGAGUAUUUCUUAAGUUAUACAGCUGCUUUGUAUGGCAGAUAAGGCUUAAGAAUCUAAUUGUUACUGUUUGCCAACCAUGGAAAGAAGCAAUAGAAAAAGCAGACUCGGGUAUGUAAAAAAACCCCCCCAAAACACAACCCCAAAUAAAAAAAAAAAGCCACUUGAGAAGUACUGUUGUACACAAGGCGGAAAGGAACUCCAAACCCCCUCUGUGGUUUAUAGGAAAGCGAGGAGUCCUUAACGGCAGUAAUUCAUCGCGUUCAAAGCAGCGCGGCGCUGCUGCUGUAGUGCGUCACGCCAGUUACGCAGCUAUGACAGAAUACACUCCUUGAACAACGCGUAGAACGUACAACGUUUGGCAAACUGCUUCCCCUGACUCUAGGUGCACAAAGCGAUGAAUUGCCUCUCCAUGUUUUAAAGCAGUUUCUCCUCGCUUCUGCGUAACACCUACCUUUUUCCAGAGCUCCUCUGCAGUCUUAAGUAACAGAAAGACCACCGAAAUACAAAGAAAACUUGAAAUGUGUUGUUUAUUCAGUUCUUUUUUUUUUGACGUUCUCAAUUGUAAGUUUAUUAAAUGUAAACAUUUUACUUCAUAGAAAGCUCUUGAUAGUACAGUUUGUUUUUACUGUAUAAUUAAAUAUUUUCCAAGUUCUCUUUUUCCUUUGUAAACGAGUUAGUUUUGUAAUUAAAAAAACCUGGUUAUAC
Messenger RNA from Grus americana (Whooping crane), 3970 nucleotides. RefSeq names its product REL proto-oncogene, NF-kB subunit (gene REL). Gene Ontology annotation, biological process: inflammatory response; canonical NF-kappaB signal transduction; regulation of transcription by RNA polymerase II. Lineage: Eukaryota; Metazoa; Chordata; Aves; Gruiformes; Gruidae. The coding region runs from base 223 to 1971 and encodes 582 amino acids. The transcript is spliced from 10 exons. Gene Ontology annotation, cellular component: cytoplasm. The record is from RefSeq and is a predicted model, not a curated record. Gene Ontology annotation, molecular function: DNA-binding transcription factor activity, RNA polymerase II-specific; RNA polymerase II cis-regulatory region sequence-specific DNA binding.